Messenger RNA from Rotaria sp. Silwood1, 1785 nucleotides. The record is from the annotation of a GenBank genome assembly. Lineage: Eukaryota; Metazoa; Rotifera; Eurotatoria; Philodinida; Philodinidae.
AUGUUACAUAAGAUUUGGCAAAAACUUAAAACAAGUCUAAAAAUACGAAAAACAAAGCGUGGACAUACACCUAAUAUUCCAAUUAAUGAUGUGAUUUUAGUUGUUGGUGGUGGUACUGUGGACGAAGCUAUUCGAAUUAAAAUGGCCUUUUCAUUAUUGAAUUUGGGACCAAUGCAAGAAAUAAUUAAAUUAUUUACAGAUCCUGAUGUUAACUAUUUUUAUCAUCAUCUCUUGUUUCGAACAAUUAUUAUACAAUCAAUAACAAAAGAUACAAAACAAGAAGAAGAAGACGAAGCAGGAAUUGAAGAAGAAAAAGCAAUUAAGGCUAUUGAUCGUGAACCAACAUCAAUUACUGAUACAAAAGAUCCACUUUCAGCUGAAAGUCAUGAUGAAAUAAAAGAUAUGAGUGAAAAUGAUGAUGAAAUGGUGGAAACAAGUGAUACGAAUGAAGGGGAAACAACAGCUCCGAUAACGGAAUAUAUGGUUGAUUAUCCUUCGUUAGAAUUGGAAUAUUGUUGUAUUACUGAUGUAUUAAAUAUGGAUAUCCUUUGGACGUCUCAUAGUAAAAAAUUUUAUAUGGCAACAAUGAAAGUCAAUUUGAAACCUGGUUUAUCUUCACUAUAUAUAUGGAAAAAAAAUGAACAAGAAAUAAAUGAAUUUUUAAAUAUAGCUACAUUUGAUGAACAAGAAAAAUUCCAUGAAAUUUUGCUCUUAUUAUCAAAUAAUCCAUUGUAUUGUUUUCCACAUAUUGUAUGGAAUAUUAAAAUUGGUAUUAAUGGUUUCGGACGUAUUGGUCGUCUUAUUUUGCGAUGUGCAAUUCAACAACGUAUUCAAGUAGUUGGCAUUAAUGAUCCAUUUAUUUCUGUUGAUCAUAUGGCUUAUUUGUUUGAAUAUGAUUCAACACAUGGACAUUUCAAGGGUGAAGUUUCAUUUAAAGAUAAAAAACUUAUUGUUAAUGGUCAAGAAAUCAGUGUUUUCAAUGAAGAAGAACCAUCAAAAAUUCCAUGGAAUCAACUCGAUGUUGAAUAUGUUGUUGAAUCAACUGGUUUAUUUACAACAAUUGAUAAAUGUCAAUCACAUUUACAAGCCGGUGUUAAAAAAGUUCUAAUAGCAGAAUCAUCAGCUGAUGCUCCAAUGUUUGUUAUGGGUGUUAAUGAACAUACAUAUACAGAAAAUGAAACAAUUCUUUCAAAUGCAUCAUCUACAACAAAUUGUUUAGCACCACUUGUUAAAGUUAUUCAUGAAAAAUUUGAUAUUAUUGAAGGUUUAAUGACAACUGUACAUUCGUACACUGCUAUGCAAAAAACUGUUGAUGGUCCAUCAAAGAGUGGUUGGCGCAAUGGACGUGGAGCUGUACAAAAUAUUAUUCCAUCAUCAACUGAUAUUGCUAAAGCUAUUGGAGAAGUAAUUCCUGAUUUGAAUGGAAAAUUAACUGGUAUAGCUUUUUAUGUUCCCACACCAAAUGUUUCACUUAUUGAUCUUACUAUUCGAUUAAGAAAAAAUGCUGAAUAUAAAGAAAUUUGUGCUGCAAUUAAAGAAGCUUCUAAUGGUCCAUUAAAAGGUAUUUUAGCUUAUACUGAAAAAGAAGUUGUUUCAACAGAUUUGAUUGGUAAUACACAUUCAUCAAUUUUUGAUGCUAAAGCUGGUAUUUCACUCAAUAAUAAUUUUGUCAAACUUGUUUCAUGGUAUGACAAUGAAUAUGGUUAUUCAAAUCGUGUUAUUGAUCUUAUCAAAUAUAUUGCUGAAAAAGACUAUCGAAACAACCUUGAACAAUUGCUCAAAUGA